UGUCGCGACCGGGCGCGGAGCAGCAGCGCCAUGCUUGCCAACGCGGCCACCAUGCGGAUCCUCAUCAAGGGGGGGAAGGUGGUGAACGACGACUGCACGCUGGAGGCGGACGUCUACAUUGAGAACGGCAUCAUCCAGCAAGUGGGCCGCGAGCUGAUGAUCCCCGGCGGGGCCAAGGUCAUCGACGCCACCGGCAAGCUCGUCAUCCCCGGCGGCAUCGACACCAGCACCCACUUCCACCAGACCUUCAUGAAUGCCACCUGCGUGGAUGACUUCUACCACGGCACCAAGGCAGCCCUGGUGGGAGGGACGACGAUGAUCAUCGGCCACGUCCUGCCCGACAAGGAGACCUCGCUGCUGGACGCCUACGAGAAGUGCCGCAGCCUGGCCGACCCCAAGGUCUGCUGCGACUACGCCCUGCACAUGGGCAUCACUUGGUGGGCGCCCAAGGUGAAGGCGGAGAUGGAGACGCUGGUGCGGGAGAAGGGGGUGAACUCCUUCCAGAUGUUCAUGACCUACAAGGACCUGUACAUGCUGCGGGACAGCGAGCUCUACCAGGUCUUCCGGGCCUGCCGCGACAUCGGGGCCAUCGCCCGGGUCCACGCCGAGAACGGCGAGCUGGUGGCCGAGGGAGCGAAAGAAGCGCUGGACCUGGGCAUCACGGGGCCAGAGGGCAUUGAGAUCAGCCGGCCUGAAGAGCUGGAAGCCGAGGCCACGCACCGCGUCAUCACCAUUGCCAACAGGACCCACUGCCCCGUCUAUCUGGUGAACGUCUCCAGCAUGUCCGCAGGGGACGUCGUCGCCGCUGCCAAGAUGCAAGGGAAGGUGGUGUACGCGGAGACGACCACGGCGCAUGCCACACUCACCGGGCUGCACUACUACCACCAGGACUGGUUCCACGCCGCCGCCUACGUCACCGUGCCGCCGCUGCGCCUGGACACCAACACCUCUGCCUACCUCAUGAGCCUGCUCGCCAACGACACGCUGAACAUCGUGGCCUCCGACCACCGGCCCUUCAGCACCAAGCAGAAAGCCAUGGGCAAGGAGGACUUCACCAAGAUCCCCCACGGCGUCAGCGGCGUGCAGGACCGCAUGAACAUCAUCUGGGAGCGAGGCGUGGUCGGGGGCAAGAUGGAUGAGAACCGCUUCGUGGCCGUGACCAGCUCCAACGCCGCCAAGAUCCACAACCUGUACCCCCGCAAGGGACGGAUCAUCCCCGGGGCUGAUGCCGACGUCGUGGUCUGGGACCCCGAAGCCACCAAGACCAUCUCGGCCAGCACCCAGGUGCAGGGGGGGGACAUCAACCUGUACGAGAACAUGCGGUGCCACGGGGUGCCCCUGGUCACCAUCAGCCGCGGGCGCGUGGUCUACGAGAACGGUGUCUUCAUGUGCGCCGAGGGCACCGGCAAGUUCUGCCCACUCCGCUCCUUCCCAGACUCCGUCUACAAGAAGCUGGUGCAGCGGGAGAAGAGUUUAAAGCUGCGGGGUGUGGAUCGCACCCCGUACCUGGGGGACGUGGCCGUGGUUGUGCAUGCCGGGAAAAAAGAGACGGGGACACCCCUGGCCGAUACGCCCACCCGGCCCGCCACGCGACACGGGGGCAUGAGGGACCUCCACGAGUCCAGCUUCAGCCUGUCCGGUUCUCAGAUCGAUGACCACGUUCCAAAGCGAGCUUCGGCCCGGAUUCUCGCUCCCCCCGGAGGCCGGUCGAGCGGCAUUUGGUAG
This is a messenger RNA of Gavia stellata (red-throated loon), 1725 nucleotides long. It is a transcript of the gene DPYSL5, whose product is annotated as dihydropyrimidinase like 5. Bases 31 to 1725 code for a protein of 564 amino acids. NCBI's taxonomy places the organism in Eukaryota, Metazoa, Chordata, Aves, Gaviiformes, Gaviidae. Gene Ontology annotation, cellular component: cytoplasm; cytosol. The record is from RefSeq and is a predicted model, not a curated record. The transcript has 13 exons. Gene Ontology annotation, molecular function: hydrolase activity, acting on carbon-nitrogen (but not peptide) bonds, in cyclic amides.